GACGGCACCAAGGAGCAGCGCGACUGCGCGGCGCGCGUGUGGAAGCACGGGGUGGACCAUGUGCUGCCGGGCGCGGAGGAACCCGGCGCGACGGCUCCUGGCAGCCAGGCGUUGCAGCGGCUGGGCGGGCUCCGCGGGCGCUGCGCCGCCGCGGCCGAAGACGGCACGUGGCUCGACAUUCCGCGGCUGCAGGAGCUCGCCGUGUGCGUGCGGCUUCCCGGCGGGCGCGAGUUGGUGCUUGAGCAGGACGGGUUCUUGCGGGCCUUCGACAUGGCGACGGUGCUGUGGCCGGCUGGCUUCUUCCUCAUGCUGUGGGCGUCCAACAAUUGUCCGCUCUUGGAGGGCCGGCGCGUGCUCGAGCUCGGCGCCGGCGUGGGCGGGCCCUCGGUCGUGGCCGCGGGCGUCUGCGGGGCCGCGCGGGCGCUGGCCACCGACGCCGCGGCGCACGGGCUCGCCAACGUGCGCACCAACGCGCGGAUCAACGGGGCCGCCGUGCUCACGCAGCUCUGCUCG
This is a messenger RNA of Prorocentrum cordatum, 513 nucleotides long. The record is from the annotation of a GenBank genome assembly. NCBI's taxonomy places the organism in Eukaryota, Dinophyceae, Prorocentrales, Prorocentraceae.